Messenger RNA from Alternaria triticimaculans, 2424 nucleotides. RefSeq lists its product as uncharacterized. NCBI's taxonomy places the organism in Eukaryota, Fungi, Ascomycota, Dothideomycetes, Pleosporales, Pleosporaceae. The record is from RefSeq and is a predicted model, not a curated record. The transcript has 4 exons. Bases 1 to 2424 code for a protein of 807 amino acids.
AUGGAUAUUUCCAAGUCAUGGAGCAAGUGGCAGGGUUUGGCUGCACUAGCUGUUUACUCGGUUACCAUCAUCGCCCUCGACCGUGUCUACGUAGAAGGCAGUACGUGGAAGUCCGCCGUGGCUUGGUGGAAGAGGUAUCUAAAGCGCAGACGGGAUGAUCCUUGGAUGAACGCCAACACGAGCAACGAUAUCAUCUUCAAUAUGCUGGCCAAGGCGAUACCCGAGUCGCCAAACCAUGUGUCGGAUCAGGGCUAUGAGCUUCUUUGCAGCUACAGCUUUAAGUCGUACACCAAUACUCCUGCUAUCUACGUUCCUGGGACUCCGCCGAUGUUCACGAAGCCACCUGCCCCGUUGAAACUGGAGCCAGAUACAGGACGCUAUUAUAUCGAUCAACAUGUAGCCAAGGUACCGCGAUUCCAGUUCGAGCCACUCUUCCAGGCUCUUACUGUUAUGAUGCCAAGCAAGCGUUUCGACGACGUCGAUGUCCUCGUCGCUCGUGGAUCAAUGACCGCGCUCAUUGCAUACGUGAAGGAUGUAUCAUGCCAGCCAUUCGCACUUACUCUCCACGUUGUUGGCAACACUCUGAUCGUGGGGCGACGGCUUCGAUCUGGUAUGGCUGGCUCUACCAACGGAUCGUACGGGCGUAACUUUGAGGCUGCCUGGACGACGCAACUGGAACCAGAUCUUCAGGAUGCGGAAGGACAUCACCAUACCAUACAGUACGAUUUCGGUGGCCUCAACAUCGUGGUAAGAGCAGAGACGGACGCAUACAUGCCCGAUGAGCAGCCCUCCCGGGACGAAAUCGAAGAAAUGUUGGCAAAAUCCACAUCGCAUCCCGAGCCCGAAAUUGCGAACACUACCAUCGGACUCCAAAGCUCUGACUCGACCACCGUGCUUCUGGCAGGAAAGUCGAUCUCUCACAGCAAGACAAUGGAACUAAAGAGCAACAACCAGAGCAAGCCCCUCGAUCAGAUCUGGGUUGGUAGAACUUCGCGGUGGUCUCUUGGUACAAACAAGGAUGGUGUAUUCUCUUCAACCGAGAGGAUCUUCACUCCAGAGGAGAUGAGGAAGAGCUACGAGGAUGACAGCAAGCGACAAGCAGCUCUUCGUAAGCUUGUAUGGUUGUUGGGGGAGUUGAAGACAACGGUAAAGGAGAACACGAGCAAUGGGUCUGCCGUGCUUCUCUGCCUGGGAAAGGGUGAGGAGCUGGUGGUACGCCCAAUGAAGACGCACUUGCCUGCCCUUCCUGAUGCGAUUGUGCAGCGUUUCUGGAGCUUGUCCGAUCAGGACGAGAUGCACGUUCUCUUCUACACGCCCGAUCUUAAUGAUAUCAAGCCCCUUCGUCUCUCGUCUCUCGUCUCGAUAACGGUCAUGAGCAGUCCCACCACCGGCCGCCAGCGCGGUACUGCCCUCAAAGCGCCCCGGAAAACACCUAGCAACAACCCCGACGUUAAUCGCAGGGAGAAUCAGCAACGUGCGCGUGCGCCUAGCGGCGCUACCCCACGGGUGCACACCCGAAAGCGCUCGAGAUCUGGAGCGACUUCCGCCCUCGGCGACGAAGACGACGACGAUGACGACUUCGAUUUAGAGCACGACGUCAAAGUCAAAAAAGGCCGCACUACCUUCGACGAAAACGGGUACUUUAAAGAAGGCAAUAAGAGCAUGCGUUACUUUGGACCUGGGUUCACGGACCUAUACUCGCCGUCCGUAUCGCAUCAACUCAUCCAUACCGGAUUGUACAACCACAUGCCGCCCCGCGAUGUACUUCAGAGGCCUUUCCAUCCACUGCACAGUGUUGUGACCCCCUCACAAUUCGAUCUAUCCGUCUUCACUAUCCCGCUGACCGCGUUGGAGAUUCUUACGAUUCCCGAAGUACAAGCCCGUUUCGCACAGAGCGGAAUCAACCCAAGAUUCCAGGCUUGGAUCAUUAAUCGUCAGCACCUUCUCCAGGGUCUGGACUGUCUCUUCGGUAUGGACGCACGCACCUGGGUAAAGGACUGGAAGAAGAAGAAGGGGGUGACAAAGCCUGUCAAAGGAGCUGCACCGCCUGCACCGCAGCCGAUCAUCCACACGACCGGUCACUACACAUUCACACCCGGUGUCAACCGACACACGGGCUUCGACAUCGCCAAGAUACCCUACGCGCUUAUCGAUUGCGCCGAGGGUGUUCAUCCGUGCAAUUUCCCCCAAGGUCUUGACCGCGGUCCCUUCACCGAAGCCCUCUUUCAAGCGCAGUUCAUGAAUCGCUCGAAACUAAUGCUGGCUGAUCUAGAUGCGUUCAUUGCGUAUUGGCUCAUCGACCGGAAUCUUCAGGCCGGCUACAGCGAUGCGGGGUUUCUGAAGAGACAUGUGGCGUUGCAUGAGGAGUAUCGGGCUAUGGUGAGGAAGGAUGUAGAGGCUCACGGCUAUAGGUGGGAGGACUGA